UCUCUCUCUCUCUCUCUCUCUCUCUCUCUCUCUGUGGGUGGCAUGCCUGAAUGUCCACAGCAAGGGAGAGGCUUGAUGAGGUAGGCAAGAAGAUAAAGAGGGAAGCCGAUGUCGCGCACGACAUGGCACCGAGGCAACUGCUAGGCCCGGUUGGGACAGUGAACAAGACAACCCCUUGCGCUGCCUGUAAGCUCUUGAGGCGGCGGUGCGCUCAAGAGUGCCCCUUUUCUCCCUAUUUCUCCCCUCAUGAGCCCCAAAAGUUUGCAUCAGUUCAUCGAGUCUUCGGUGCAAGCAACGUCUCCAAGAUGCUGAUGGAGGUUCCUGAGAGCCAGCGAGCCGACGCAGCAAAUAGUCUGGUUUACGAAGCAAACAUCAGGCUGAGAGAUCCUGUGUAUGGGUGUCUGGGUGUCAUCUCGACGUUACAGCAGCAAGUCCAAGCCUUGGAGGCAGAGCUCGCGGCGGUGACGGCUCAGAUACUGAAGUGCAAGUACAGGCAAACGGGUGCUGCCAUCCUUCCCACGCCGCACGCCGCCGCCUUGCUCAUCUCCAAUGGAGUGAUCUCAGGUGCUGCACCGAGGGCACCUGCUUCCUCCUCUUCCUCCAUGUAUGCCGCAGCUGCUUCCAGCUCCACGGAUUACAGCUCCAUCACCAAUGACAAUGUUUCUCUCUUUGGGUAGAAAAAUUCUUGGAGCAUCCAUCCAGAUUCUUACGUUUUGUUUCGGACAUGUCGUGUGAUGCUUGUUUCGAUCAAAAUUUUGUAUGUCUUAAUCUUGAUCUUUGAUAGAUUUAGAUCUUGAAUCUUCUGCAUUAAGAAAAGAUCCAGAGAGAUGGAGAUGCAUGAGCUGUUGUUAAACGUGCAUGUGAUCUGGUUGACCAUUGUGAGAUGUAGGGUUCCCUCACACGCUUGCCUAUGCCCUUAGGAUCCCUCCCUAGUCAUCAACAUUAAAGGAGGGGAGACAGAAGGUAUGACUAAUU
Molecule: messenger RNA, 975 nt
Organism: Musa acuminata subsp. malaccensis (wild Malaysian banana)
Lineage: Eukaryota; Viridiplantae; Streptophyta; Magnoliopsida; Zingiberales; Musaceae
Product: LOB domain-containing protein 15-like
Source: RefSeq, a predicted model, not a curated record